AUGACCACGUGGCCUUCCGUUGGGGAAUCUCGAUCUCUCAAGUCUCAUUUGAGCACUACAAAAGGGCCCUGGAGAUUGCCGAAACCUGUCCUCGCAUAUCAUGGAGAUUUGAAUGUCAUGCAAGAAAACUGGAAACCGAGUGCUUGUAAUAUCCAGAUGAGUCGGGGCGCGGGCAUUGAACUUCGAAUCCACAGCUUCAACACUUCUCGGUCAAGAUACCUCGCUUGGUCAGGGGACACCCUGGAGUCGAAAGAAGAAACCUGUAAGGCUCGCCUAUAUAUAACUGCUCUUGGUCUCUACGGGGCUGAGAUCAAUGGCGAGCGGGUAGAAGAUCAUGUCCUAGCCCCGGGCUUCCAGUCUUUUAAGCAUCUACAUGUCUACGAUACCUACGAUGCUACAGAACCGGUUUCAAGAGGCCGAAACGCUAUUGGUAUCCUGGUUUCAGAGGGCUGGUACGCCGGGCGUCUCUUCGGUCAUAUCGAGAAGCGCGAUUUCAGGAACCUCUGCGGAUUUAGAAUCGGUGCUAUGUGUCUUUUGAAGGUCACUCUCAGCGAUCGAACCAAUGUUCAUAUCCCAUCUGAUAAGACGUGGUCCUCUAGCUUUGGCCCGCUGUCCGAUUCACAGAUUUACAACGGAGAUCUACGACUCAGGAAAGAGUCCGUUAUGACGGGUUGGUCAAUGGCAUCUUUUGACAAUGGCGAUUGGCUCAGCGUCGAAGAGCUUCCGCCAUUGACCGCAACUCUCGUUCCGUCAGACGGUCCACCCGUUCGAAAGCUGAAAGAGCUUCAACCAAAGGAGACCUUCCAGACCGUGUCGGGCAAGGUUAUAGUCGACUUUGGUCAGAACUUUGCUGGUUGCGCUAGGAUCACUGUCAGUGGCCCCAGCGGUACCGAUAUCAUUCUCAGAAAUGCUGAGGUACUGGAAAACGGCGAGACAGAAACCAAGCCCCCACGCACCACUGACGUGCCGGCCCGCAAGUUUGAGAACCUCGAUUUACAUUUCACAGCUUCCGCUAUGCUAAGACUAACAACUGGCCCGUGA
Messenger RNA from Fusarium odoratissimum NRRL 54006, 1041 nucleotides. RefSeq lists its product as uncharacterized. The record is from RefSeq and is a predicted model, not a curated record. The transcript has 2 exons. Lineage: Eukaryota; Fungi; Ascomycota; Sordariomycetes; Hypocreales; Nectriaceae. Bases 1 to 1041 code for a protein of 346 amino acids.